AGUUCGCAGAGAACAUGUGGACAAUCGCAGGGAUACGGUUAACAGUAGUGUGUGAUUGUUUUUGUAGAUGGAAUUAGGACUUUAUUACACUUUUGUCAUUUUAAACAGAUAACUGCAGUGUACAUUUAUAUGUAAUAUAUUUACAUUUGUUAUUUUUUUUGCAACAGACAAACAAAGUUGUAUUUAACUACAACGACGUUUGCAUCUUUUCUUCCCAAUGGUUCCACGUCUGACUUUUAACACAACAAGGGAAUAAAUCUACACCUUGCCAGUCCCUCGUUUCUAAUUUUGUGGACAUUUCCAGUCGGCCAAAUGGACGGGAAGGCUCAUGAACAAAGGAAACAUCAGUCCAAACACAGUGGUCCGAAGGCAGAAAGGAAGAAACUGCGGAAGCAUGGAGACCCAGUCGAGAACGAUGAAAGAAAACGUAACCCCAAAGCCUUUUCGGUACAGUCCGCUGUACGCAUGGCCAAGACUUUCCACAGGAGCCAGGAUAUAAAGACCAAAAAACACCACAUCCCACUUGUUGACCGGACCCCCUUGGAGCCGCCUCCUGUGGUGAUUGUAGUCGUUGGCCCUCCUAAGGUGGGGAAAAGCACCCUAAUACGUUGCCUGAUCAAAAACUUCACUCGGCAGAAGCUCGGGGACAUACGUGGCCCUGUGACUAUUGUCUCUGGCAAGAAACGCCGUCUCACUUUCAUGGAGUGCAACAAUGAUAUAAAUACAAUGAUCGACCUUGCAAAAGUUGCUGACUUGGUUCUUAUGUUGAUUGAUGCCAGCUUUGGCUUUGAAAUGGAGACAUUUGAGUUCCUGAACAUCUGCCAAGUGCAUGGCUUUCCUCGUAUCAUGGGCGUACUGACUCACCUGGAUUCCUUCAAGAACAACAAGGCACUUCGUAAAACCAAGAAAAACCUCAAACAUCGCUUCUGGACGGAGGUCUACCAGGGCGCCAAGCUCUUUUAUUUGUCUGGCAUGGUGUAUGGGGAGUACCAAACACAGGAAGUGAAGAAUCUUGGUCGCUUCAUCUCUGUCAUGAAGUUUCGUCCUUUGGUAUGGCAGACAUCACAUCCUUAUGUGCUUGUUGACCGAAUGGAGGACUUAACUGACCCUGAAAAGAUCCGAACUGACCAGAAGUGUGAUCGGACCGUGUCGCUCUAUGGCUACCUGCGAGGCACAUAUUUGAAGAACAAAAGCCAGGUCCAUAUUCCAGGUGUUGGCGACUUCCAGGUUGCCGAUGUGAACUUUCUCCCAGACCCAUGCCCGCUUCCAGAUGCUCAGAAGAAGCGAGCACUGAACGAGAAGGAGCGACUGCUCUAUGCACCCAUGGCCGGAGUUGGCGGGGUGGUAUACGACAAAGAUGCUGUGUACAUUGACUUUCCUGCAAGCCAUGUCAAUCAGCAGGAGGAGUUGAGACCCACGACAGAGCUGGUCCAGUCGCUCAUUGACACGCACUCCACUCUGGAUGCCAAGAUGGCCGCUAGUAGAGUGACUCUCUUCAGCGGCUCUGCCGGCUUGGACCCCACAGAGAUCAGCUCACAGAGCAGGGAAAACGUGGGCCCCCUGGAGGAGAGUAUUUGGGAUGAUGCGAGCCAGAGACAGAGGAGGAAGGUGAUCUUCAGUGGCGAGGACGAGGCUGAAGACAAAGGUGACGUCGGUGCCUCCAGCGAUGAGGAAGACGGCAGCAAUGAAGAAAGUGACCUCGAGGACCAGGAUGAAGACGAUUUAGACGAUAACCUCUCCGGUUUUAUCCGCGAGGCCAGAGACAAAUGUGCCACAAGUGAAAAAGGCGUCGCACCUUUGAAGAAACAGAAGCUGCAGGAGACGAAAGAAACGGCGGCGGAGUUGCCCGUUUUCGCUGACAGUGAAGAUGACUUGGAGAUGAGCGGGGAAGAGCAUGAAGACGUGGAUGCUGAGAGAGUAGGAGACUCGGGACAUUGCUCCAGUGAGGAUGAAGGAGACAGUAGUGAUGACGAGAAGGAAGAUGAUGAUCAGGAAUUGUCACAGGAGGAGGAGGAGAAGGAUGAAGAUGCAUCUCAGUCUAGCGGGAAAAAUACAGCGAGUGAAAGUGAUGCAGAGGAAGAGGAGCUGGGGGCUCUCCGCUGGAAAGAGGGUCUGCAGCGAAAGGCAUCGGAAGCUUUUCUACGACACCAAGAAUCUGCGCCCAAUCUGCGGAAACUGGUUUAUGGUUCAGUUGUCGAGAAGAAAGACGACGACGAGGACGAUGAUGAGGAAGAGAUGGGAGGGCUUUUCCGAGUCAGCCACCCUCAGAAGAGCAAAAAAUUUCAAGCAAACGCACUGGAUUGUUCUCGUUUCAAGCCAAAUGCCUCACACAACUGGGAUCUGAAGGAGAUGCUCGACUCCAUUAGGGACUGCUUUGUGACUGGGAAGUGGGAUGGGGACCAAGAUGCCGCCACACUGCUGAAGGAGGACGAUGAGAUGUACGGAGACUUUGAAGAUCUGGAAACAGGCCAAGUCCACAGUGGCAAAACUGGCAAACAGGAUGAAGACGAAGACGAGAAUAAUGACAGUGAGGAUGACGACGACGCUGAAGAGACCCUGAUGAAAGUGGAUGAUGAAGAAGUCCAGAAAAAUAAGCGUUUGGAGAAAAAACGGAGGCUAAAAGAGAGAUUUGACACAGAGUAUGAUGAUGCAGACGCCACAUACUUUGAUGAUCUGAAGGAGGAGUUGCAGAAGCAGGCAGAGCUGAACCGCGCGGAGUUCAUGGAUGUCGACGACGAGACAAGAGUCCAGUACGAAGGUUUCCGUCCAGGAAUGUACCUCCGAUUAGAGAUCGCGUCUCUUCCCUGUGAGUUUGUCACCAACUUUGAUCCACACUACCCCAUCAUCCUCGGCGGCUUGGGUUCCAAUGAAGGGAGUGUUGGAUACCUGCAGAUGAGGCUGAAGAAACACCGCUGGUAUGAUCGCAUCUUGAAAACCAGGGACCCGCUUAUUCUGUCCCUCGGGUGGCGCCGCUUUCAGACCAUCCCCCUUUACCACAUCGAGGACCACAACGGACGGCACCGCCUGUUAAAAUAUACGCCACAGCACAUGCACUGCGGUGCCUCCAUCUGGGGUCCCAUCACGCCACAGGGAACAGGUUUCCUGGCGUUGCAAUCCGUAGCCGGGGUUAAGGCUAAUUUCCGUAUCGCAGCCACAGGAGUGGUCCUUGACCUGGAUAAGUCAAUGGCUGUAGUAAAGAAGCUCAAACUCAUUGGUUAUCCAUACAAGAUCUUCAAGAACACCUGUUUCAUUAAGGGCAUGUUCAACACCGUGCUGGAGGUGGCUAAAUUUGAAGGGGCAUCUGUACGAACAGUGUCAGGGGUCAGAGGUCAAAUCAAGAAAGCACUGUCAACACCAGCAGGGUCUUACAGAGCCACGUUUGAGGACCGGCUGCUUAUGAGUGAUAUUGUGUUCCUGCGCUCCUGGUAUCCCGUGUCCGUCCCACAGCUCUACAAUCCUGUCACAUCGCUGUUGCUGGCCGUGGGUCACAAGGACAGCUGGUCGGGCAUGAGGACGCUGGGGCAGCUCAAACACGACCUGGGAGUCCGGAACAAACCCAAGACUGACUCUUUGUACAAGCCUGUGGUCAGGAGAAGACAGCAAUUCAAUGCCCUCCGCAUCCCCAAAGAGCUCCAGAAGGCGCUGCCUUUCAAGAACAAACCCAAACAGCAGGGACACAAAGGCAAAAUGCCCAGAGACCUCCAAAGGCCCAGCGUGGUCAGAGAGCCUCAUGAGCGGAAGGUGGCGGCCCUUCUGCACGCGCUGAGCACAGUUCACUACCAUAAGGCCAAGAAAGCACGCACAGCUCACCGCGCCAAACAUGCACAGUUCCUGCAGCACAAGGAUAAAGAAGAGGACGCCAAGCUAAAGAGGCAAAAGGAAGCUCGUAAGAAGCUGUACCGUGUCAUGGGCCAGAUGGACCAGAAGAAGCAAAGGUCUAGUCUGAAGGGGGCGUCGCAGGAGGACUAGCCUGCCAAAUCUUCACUCCUCUUCAGUUCUUCAGUUCAGCAAGGACAGACUGCCAGUUGCUGUCGUUUGUUAUGAUUAUGUUAUUGUGCCUAUUCAACUAUUCAAGAUUUUCCCGAUUUUCACUCUUCAACUUGCUGUGGAUUUUUAAAUGAAAUAAAUAAUUUGAGGAAUAUUGUUAUGUUUU
This is a messenger RNA of Doryrhamphus excisus (bluestripe pipefish), 4153 nucleotides long. It is a transcript of the gene bms1, whose product is annotated as BMS1 ribosome biogenesis factor. Gene Ontology annotation, cellular component: 90S preribosome; nucleus. The record is from RefSeq and is a predicted model, not a curated record. Gene Ontology annotation, biological process: maturation of SSU-rRNA from tricistronic rRNA transcript (SSU-rRNA, 5.8S rRNA, LSU-rRNA); ribosome biogenesis; endonucleolytic cleavage of tricistronic rRNA transcript (SSU-rRNA, 5.8S rRNA, LSU-rRNA). NCBI's taxonomy places the organism in Eukaryota, Metazoa, Chordata, Actinopteri, Syngnathiformes, Syngnathidae. Gene Ontology annotation, molecular function: GTP binding; GTPase activity; U3 snoRNA binding.